Molecule: messenger RNA, 354 nt
Organism: Necator americanus (New World hookworm)
Lineage: Eukaryota; Metazoa; Nematoda; Chromadorea; Rhabditida; Ancylostomatidae
Exons: 1
Coding region: 1-354 (117 amino acids)
Source: RefSeq, a predicted model, not a curated record
AUGGAUGAUCUGCCGGAACGACAGGUCAGAAGAACGCGACCGUUUGGACACAUCGAUAUUAUUUAUUUUGGUCCGCUUUCAGCAAAAAGAGGUGAUAAAACGGUGAAGGUCUACGGAACCAAGCAAGCGCAUGAUAGCAUAGCGUUGAUGAUCCAGGAACUGGAGCAACAACGCCUGAUGCACCGAGAUCAUGAGCGUCAGGAAGAGGAAAGAUCAGGAACGCACAAACUGGCGCAUCAUGUGUUUGAGAACACAGUGUCCAGCCGACCGCAGUUGCGGGAAGUACAACACGCGGUACUUUUACUGCGACGAGUUUGGCCACCAUUCGGUGCUGUGCGACUUGCCGGAGGCUAG